Messenger RNA from Wallemia mellicola CBS 633.66, 1221 nucleotides. Its product is annotated as ras GEF. Gene Ontology annotation, molecular function: guanyl-nucleotide exchange factor activity. Gene Ontology annotation, biological process: Ras protein signal transduction; positive regulation of GTPase activity. Gene Ontology annotation, cellular component: plasma membrane. NCBI's taxonomy places the organism in Eukaryota, Fungi, Basidiomycota, Wallemiomycetes, Wallemiales, Wallemiaceae. Bases 1 to 1221 code for a protein of 406 amino acids. The transcript has 2 exons. The record is from RefSeq and is a predicted model, not a curated record.
AUGACUUACACAUCAUUCGCAACUGCCGGAGAAGUUUUCGAUCUACUGAUUCACAGAUUCCACUUGCUUGCACCAGAGGGAUUAAGUGAAUCUGAUAUUACAAUGUGGAGAGAGAAGAAACAGAUGGUCGUACAACUUCGCGUUAUCAAUGUCAUGAAAUCAUGGUUAGAACAUCAUUUUGAUGAUACCAGAGACGAUUAUAUUCUCAGCAGAAUUAGACAAUUCGCUGAUUCCGAUAUACCAAUGACAAUCGUUGGACCUGUACGGUACUUGAAAAAGAUUGUUGAAAGAAGAGAAUCAAAAGGUGGUUUAGAACCAAAGAGGAUCAUAACUGCACAGAACUUCCCUCCACAGCCAAUCUUACCUAAGAACUCAAAGAAGUUGAAAUUGCUAGAUAUUGAUCCAUUAGAAAUGGCAAGACAAUUGACAAUCAUUGAAAGUUAUACCUUUAAUAGAAUAAAACCAGAUGAAUGUUUGAACAAGAAUUGGAGCGGCCCUGAGCAUCUCAAAACACACAAAGCACACAAUAUUAGAACUAUGAUUCAAUUAUCUAACAGAUUGGCUGCUUGGGUUACGCAUAGUAUUUUAGGUAUGAAGGAUGAUGUCAAAAAGAGAGCUUCAAUGAUUAAAUGGUUCAUUUAUGUUGCUGAGAGAUGUAGAUCUCUGAACAAUUUCUCAACAAUGGCUGGUAUCAUCGCUGGUAUCAACUCACCACCAAUUAGAAGAUUGAAGAGAACGUGGGAUCAAGUGUCACAAAAAGCCCUUAACAUACAUCAAUCCCUCGAUACUACCAUCGAUAGUACGAAGAAUUUCGCGAAUUAUAAGCAACUUUUACGUAACAUCAAUCCACCUUGCGUACCAUUCUUGGGUGUCUAUCUCACUUACUUGACAUUCAUAACAGAUGGAAAUCCUGAUUUCUUGAAAGAUGCAGAGAGAGGCGGUCAACAGUUGACAUCACCACCAGGCGGUGGUUCAGGUUCAUUGCCCCUUGUUAACUUUGCUAAGAGACAAAUGGCCGCGGAUCUCAUUUCUGAAAUACAGCAAUAUCAAGCAACACCAUACAAUUUUACGCCAAUACCACAGAUUUCUAAAUUUGUUACACAACAAUUAGAAGAAUCUGAUCACGCACCAGACGCUUUCCCGAUUAGUUUACGUAUAGAACCUAGAGAAAAAGAUGAUGAAAAGAUGGCGAGAAUGUUAUCAGAAUCUGGUUUCUUUUAA